AUGAGUCGCGCCCUCGCGGCGUUGCAAAGACGCGGCCUGCUGUCUGCACUGACGCAUCCGGACGCCGGCCACUCCAUCGACAAGCUACUGGUGCAGCAUCAGCGCGCUCCAAACCCGCCCAGUGUCUACUGCGGCUUCGACCCGACAGCCGACUCGCUGCACCUGGGGAACCUGCUGCAAGCCAUUGCGCUGCGCCACUUCCAACGCGCGGGCGUGCGGCCCAUUUUACUGGUGGGAGGGGCUACGGGCAUGAUCGGCGACCCGAGCGGCAAGUCCGAGGCGCGCGUGUUGCUGUCAGACGAGACGGUACUGCAGAACACGCAGCAGCUUCUUGCAAAGGGGCUGUCGAAUGUACUGGACUUUGACGACGCACAGACGGGCGCGAUCGUGUGCAAUAAUGCCGAGUGGCACGACCGCGUGUCGGCAGUCACGUGGAUGCGCGACAUUGGACGUCACUUUCGAGUGAACGCCAUGCUGCAGCGCGACAGCGUCAAGAGACGGCUGGAGACGGACCAGGGCAUCAGUUUUCUCGAGUUCUCGUACCAGCUCUUCCAAGCACACGAUUUCCUGCAUCUGUAUCGGAACUACGGCUGUGUGGCACAGAUUGGAGGCAGUGAUCAAUGGGGCAACAUUGUCUCGGGCAUUGAGCUGGUUCGUAAGAGUACGGGCAAGGAAGUGUUUGGAGCGACGUUGGGACUGUUGACAACAGCUACGGGAGAGAAAUACGGCAAGUCUGCUGGCAAUGCGAUUUGGCUCAAUGCGGACAAGACGUCGGUUUUUGACUUUUACCAGUUUUUCCUCCGCUCGGACGACAGCAGUGUCCAGAAGCUGCUCCAGAGCUUCACGUUUCGAGAAAUGGAUGAGAUUCGCGACAUCGUGGCUGAGCACGAAAAGGCGCCUGAAAAGCGCGCUGCCCAGAAGGUGCUAGCAGGGGACAUCACUGCAAUGAUGCACGGUCAAGAAGGCCUGAAGGCUGCGCUAGAUGCCACGGAGGUACUUUUUGGAAAGAAAAGCGGUUGCUUAUCAGCGGACGAGAUGCUUCGUCUGGCUGGAGACGCGCCCUCGAUAGCUGUGUCUCGUGCAGAUGUGCUCAACCAAAGGGUCGUGGACCUUGCUGUACGAGUAGGUGCUGCUCAGUCGAAAGCCAUGUGUCGACGUCUGAUCAAAGGUGGCGGCGUUUACCUGAACAACGAGCGCGUCGACUCCGACGCUUUGCGCGUCGAGACGUCACAUCUUAUUGACGACAAGUUGUUGUUGGUCCGCAUCGGUCGAAGAAACAACUUUAUCGUCCAAGUGCAAUAG
Molecule: messenger RNA, 1302 nt
Organism: Peronospora matthiolae
Lineage: Eukaryota; Oomycota; Peronosporomycetes; Peronosporales; Peronosporaceae
Source: the annotation of a GenBank genome assembly